GAAGUUGUUUUUCUCUUUCAAGGGCUAAGCAGUCCUUCCCACUUCUGUCCUGGUCGGGAAGGUUGUGUGACCUCAUUGGUAACUCAUUGGGUCUCCCCAAACAGUGCAGAUUAAGCCCUUGAAGUGCAGGAAAGGAAACUGAGGCUCAGAGAUAGUAAGAGUUAGCCUCAAAUUCACGGAGGACUUCUACCUCCUGAGUCUGGGGCCCUCGGGCGACUGGCUAGGUAGAUCCAGACACCUGUUGGUGAACUCCGAGCUCAUUUUGGUCCACACUGCCUGUGGUGCAUGCUAAAUUAUUACUUUUUGUAAUGUCUCAUCCUUGCCUUUUGAGUAGCAUAGUAAUGCUACAUUGUGUGCAUGUUGAAAGUAUUACUUUGUAAAGAGCAAACACUAAAUACACCAUGAUACUCGUUGGACCCUGAAUCGAGUGUUUUACAUGCCAGUGACCUCAAAUCUGGAGGCAGCCUGCCCUCUCUACCUCUGGCAGGCCCUGGCCGCAUCACACCCAGCACAGGAACCCAAGCCUGCACCCACCCAGCCCACCGGGAUGGUGGGAGGAGCCCAUGGCCCAGGGCCAGUGGGGCAGGCCGGAAGAGCCCGGGACAGGAAGGGGUAACUACCCCCCCACACGCACUUAGGAGGGGCCCCCCGGCUGGUUGACGAAGCUGUGGCUGAGGAGGAAGUGAGAGGAGGAGGUGAGGUGCAGCAAGGAGCCUAUGGCAUCAGGCGUCUGCAGCACCAUGGCCCAGGCCCUGGGGGAGGACCUGGUGCAGCCUGGUGAGCUGCAGGAUGACUCCAGCUCUUUGGGGUCUGACUCAGAGCUGAGUGGGCCCGGCCCAUAUCGCCAGGCUGACCGCUAUGGCUUCAUUGGGGGCAGCUCAGCAGAGCCAGGGCCAGGUCACCCUCCUGCAGACCUUAUCCGCCAGCGGGAGAUGAAGUGGGUAGAGAUGACCUCACACUGGGAGAAAACCAUGUCUCGGCGGUACAAGAAGGUAAAGAUGCAGUGCCGGAAAGGCAUCCCCUCGGCCCUGCGGGCCCGGUGCUGGCCCCUGUUGUGCGGGGCCCAUGUGUGUCAGCAGAACAGCCGUGACACUUAUCAGGAACUGGCUGAGGCCCCUGGGGACCCACAGUGGAUGGAGACCAUCGGCAGGGACCUGCACCGCCAGUUCCCUCUGCAUGAGAUGUUUGUGUCACCCCAGGGUCACGGGUACGAGACCAGUGAUGCCCAGGGACCCCCAGCCCCACAACCCCCAGGCAGCAGGGGCUCCUCCAGGUACUCAAGGCCUACACCCUAUAUCGGCCGGAACAGGGCUACUGCCAGGCCCAGGGCCCUGUGGCUGCCGUGCUGCUCAUGUAUCUGCCCCCAGAGCCCCAGCACUGAGUCCAGGCUCCUGGCUCCAGAGUCACCCCAGAUGGUGUCCAGACCCUCCCCUGCACCCCUUUCCCCCGCCCUGUGGUCCCCUCCGUGGUCCCCUCUGCGGUGGGCACUCAAGGCCUGUGCCCGCCCCCAGGAGGCCUUCUGGUGCCUGGUACAGAUCUGCGAGGUUUACCUCCCUGGCUACUACGGGCCCCAUAUGGAGGGUGUACGGUUGGACGCCGAGGUGUUCACGGCCCUGCUGCGGCGGCUGCUCCCGCGUGUGCACAAGCACCUGCAGCAGGUGGGCGUCGGGCCCCUGCUCUACCUGCCCGAGUGGUUCCUAUGCCUCUUCGCCCGCUCCUUGCCCUUCCCCACGGUGCUGCGUGUCUGGGACGCUUUCCUUAGUGAGGGUGUGAAGGUGCUGUUCCGCGUGGGUCUGACACUGGUACGCCUGGCACUGGGCACCACUGAACAGCGCCUGGCCUGCCCGGGGCUCCUGGAGACGCUCGGCGCCCUUCGAGCCAUCCCGCCCACCCAGCUGCAGGAGGAGGUCUUCAUGCCCCAGGUGCACAGCGUGGCCCUGUCCGAACAGGACUUGCAGCGGGAGAUCAAGGCCCAGCUGGCCCAGCUGCCCGCGUCGGCAUCUGGGCCACCCCCGAGGCCGCAGGCCCGCCUGCCUGGGGCCCAAGCCAUCUUUGAGGCCCAGCAGCUGGCAGGAACCCGGGGAGCCACGAGGCCCGAGGUGCCCCGCAUCGUGGUUCAGCCCCCGGAGGAGCCCAGGCCGCCGCGGCGCAAGCCCCAGACCCGAGGCAAGACUUUCCACGGGCUGCUGACUCGGUCCAGGGCCCCCCGUAUCGAGAGCCCCGCCAGGUCCCAUCGAGGCUCCACCUCCUCCCUGGACACCCGAUUCUGAAGGUCCCACUUCUGAGGGUACCAGAGACUCAGGGUCCCCCAACCGCAAUUGCCUGAACGGUGGAUGCCAGCCUCCAAGUAGGCACCGCACUUUACAGCCGGGGUGGAUGCCUCAGCUUCUUUCCCGUGGACUGUGUCCGGCUCAAGGAUGAAGGAAGGUGAGAGAGUGAGGUUUUGAGGACCCAGGCCCAUCAUCCGCCCACGGAGCUGUCCUGGUGCCUGGGCCCUUGCAAGCAUCAAGCUGGCGCUGAAGGAGGGUGAGGUUAGGGGCAGAGGCUGGGCUUAGGGGACCCCAAGGCUCCUGGGGAGACCUGGAAUAAAGUCUGAGCAGAAGCCC
This is a messenger RNA of Orcinus orca (killer whale), 2606 nucleotides long. RefSeq names its product TBC1 domain family member 10C (gene TBC1D10C). The transcript has 10 exons. The coding region runs from base 717 to 2270 and encodes 517 amino acids. The record is from RefSeq and is a predicted model, not a curated record. Lineage: Eukaryota; Metazoa; Chordata; Mammalia; Artiodactyla; Delphinidae.